UAGGUACUAGAGUGUAGUGUAUCAGCGAGCACAUUUUACGAUAAUUGUAGUUAUUUUAGUAAUUAAAGAGUGACGGCCGCAUAAUAAUCAUGGUAAUUGCAUUUUGAUAAUUAGUCUUGAGUUAAAUAAGCCAUUGCUGUGGGUGCACACUCGGCGCACUGCGCGAAAAUGGGUAAUGAAACCUCUCUGCCCAUGGAGCUAUGCUCAAAUUUCGACGCCGAUGAAAUUCGUCGCCUGGGUAAACGCUUCAAGAAACUGGACUUGGACAACUCAGGUGCACUGAGCAUUGAUGAGUUUAUGUCAUUACCUGAGCUUCAACAGAAUCCUCUGGUACAACGUGUUAUUGAUAUAUUUGAUGCUGAUGGAAAUGGGGAGGUUGAUUUUAAAGAAUUUAUACAGGGUGUCUCUCAAUUCAGUGUCAAAGGUGAUAAACUAUCAAAAUUGCGCUUUGCGUUCCGAAUUUACGACAUGGAUAAUGAUGGGUAUAUUUCAAAUGGGGAACUGUUCCAGGUGCUAAAAAUGAUGGUUGGAAAUAAUCUCAAAGACACCCAACUUCAACAAAUUGUUGAUAAAACGAUUCUCUUCGCCGAUAAGGACGAAGACGGCAAAAUUUCUUUCGAAGAGUUUUGUUCGGUGGUUGGCAACACCGACAUACAUAAAAAGAUGGUCGUCGACGUUUAAGAGAUAUAGUAAUGCCAUUAACACUAACACAAUUAAAACAAAUGAAUGAUAACGUUCGAUUAUCUAACAUUAACAUUAUCUUUAAAUUAAUUUAUAAAUAAUAUGACUUGCUGUUGGAUUUGAUAUUUAUACGAAAACACAUUUUCGGGAUAACAUCUCCAUAUCAUAUAUGUUUGGCGAAUUGUUAUAAACAAGUCUUACUCGCGCCCUUAUACAAUAGGGGUAAACGUAAACGUUCAAGCUUUAAACCAAAAAACAAAAAUCAAACAAAUGCAAGGAUUGCGGAUUAUGUUGAAAUGCGUAUCACGUUCAUCUGAUUUGACCAAAUACAUUUCCGAAAAUGUGUUUAACGCGACUUUCGGAUGGAAUCUCUAUUCUAUAUAUCUUUACAUCACUUAUUAUUCUAUCUAUAGGAUCACGUUUAACUAUUGGAUAUUAAAUACAAAUGAAGCAAACAUAUUUCAACUUAUUAGUCAAAAGUCAUUAAUUAUUACGUAUGUGGUUGUUCAGAUAACAAUUUACUAAUCUAUUUAAACUAAAAAGAAAAGAUUCGCUACGAUUAAGUGCUGCAUUCGAUUAGAGAAUUCAUCAUCUGCAUUAGUCACAUAACUAAAAAUCUAACACUUGCGUGUGUUUUUGGUCACGAUUCAUUUCAAUCAUUCGUCAUUUAAGCGUAGACUUAAGUCGAAAGUACUGUCUUAUUCUAAGAAUGCUUCUCGUUCUUUAAAACCAACCAUUAUUUUGUUAAUCAAGUCACUUGAUACUUAAACUUGAUAUAUGAAAAUCGGAUAGUCAAGUGGGAAGAUGAAAAAAUGAUAAAGAAAACGCAAAAAAAAAUCGGAGAGUAAAUUAAAUACACAUUAUACAUGUAUAUUAAUUGUACUUUAUGUUUUAUCUUGGUGUUGUGUGUUUUAGAGGUAACAGUAUAUGUAUAAAACAAAAAGUAAUCACACAUACAAAUUAGUAAUAAGCAUGUAUUCUAACUUAUUACGUCAAUCUUCAAAACGGUCUGCUUAAUACACAACUAAAUGAUAUAUGGUAUGUACUUACUCAAAAACGAACUGAUCAUGCAUCAGUCAUAAACGUAGAAAUGUCGCUUUUCAAAUCGAAGCAAAGAAAAAACACACUAAAAUAAAAUAAAAACUCCACGGCACUUAUUAGCGCGUGCGUGGCUUCCUGGCGAUUGGGUUACAGUGCACAACCUGGUGGUCGAUUAGCCACGCGAAACUUUCGUCCACAUUGAUUCGCUGAUAGUUUCCGUCUGUGUGCGCCGGGAAUAAACACCGAAUGUUGAGGGAUUCUCUCUUUAGCUCAAGGCACUAUCGAUAACAUUUUAUGUGUAAUACUUAUUAAAUACAUUAGUGAAGACACUAGCUCGUCGUAGUGAAGAAAAGCGUAGCGAGAUGACAUUUAAAAAAAAAAACUACCGAGUAAAAUACCAAAAAAACAAUUUAAACGAUAAAUUCCCGUUGCAACCGCCGUACGUAUAAUAUUAUGCUGGACAGUUACUAUAAUACACUUGCGCCUCUUGUAUAAUAUGUUAUAAUAUGGUUGUGUUGUGCUGAUAAAAUAAUAUUAUAUAAUAUCUAGUUGAAUCUGUUUUAAAAACUUUAUGUUGUUCCAAUAAAAUAAUUUCACCUCUUUAA
Dalotia coriaria is the source of this 2327-nucleotide messenger RNA. Its product is annotated as calcineurin subunit B type 2. Lineage: Eukaryota; Metazoa; Arthropoda; Insecta; Coleoptera; Staphylinidae. Gene Ontology annotation, molecular function: phosphatase binding; calcium ion binding; calcium-dependent protein serine/threonine phosphatase regulator activity. The transcript is spliced from 5 exons. The coding region runs from base 169 to 681 and encodes 170 amino acids. The record is from RefSeq and is a predicted model, not a curated record. Gene Ontology annotation, cellular component: calcineurin complex. Gene Ontology annotation, biological process: protein dephosphorylation; calcineurin-mediated signaling.